This is a messenger RNA of Pieris napi, 7472 nucleotides long. It is a transcript of the gene clu, whose product is annotated as clustered mitochondria protein homolog. Gene Ontology annotation, cellular component: cytoplasm. The record is from RefSeq and is a predicted model, not a curated record. The coding region runs from base 322 to 5229 and encodes 1635 amino acids. Gene Ontology annotation, biological process: intracellular distribution of mitochondria. Gene Ontology annotation, molecular function: protein binding; mRNA binding. The transcript is spliced from 24 exons. Lineage: Eukaryota; Metazoa; Arthropoda; Insecta; Lepidoptera; Pieridae.
UUGUAUUGGAAUUGUCAAACAUCUGUUUUUCUCAUCAGUCUCUAGCUCUAAGUGAUUAUGUUAUCCUCUUUUGAUCUGCAUUUUGUCUUUAGUGUUUUUUGCGUUACUUCAAUACGCUUAAGAAAGAAUGGGUAGUGAAAAUUAAGAAGAGUGACCUGCGCCAGGUACUCCAAAAAAUAAAUUAGCCAAAAGAGGAGAGCUUUCUACAACACAGGUCAUAGAGGAACAAACACAGAGAAGUAUCGUCCCGAUCGGGAAAAAUUUGAUUUCCGGCCCGGUAAAAACCAAUUUAAAGCCAGGUGGAUUGUUUGUGACGUCGAAAUGUUUUCAGAAUAUGGAGUUUUAAAGUUACACUCUUCAAGGCAAAGGCAGCCACUCAUUUUAAAUAAAAACUUUUCACUUUUAUGUUGUACGAUCUUUUCAUUUCAAAAUUUCCUUGAUGUACGAUUUUUUUGUAGUUGGUGUACGAUCAUGCGUUUUUUUCACCUGGCAGCCCUGGUCGAUGCCGGAUUAAUUCCUCGUGUUGUUAUGGCUCUUGGUGGUGAAGUGAAUAACGACAAUGCUUCGAGACUAGCCUCUCAUAAAGUGAAAAAAUGUCCAGUUAAUAACAAAGUGAACGGUAAAAGUGCGGCCGAGAAUGUGAACAAAGAUAAAUCUGAAAAGCAGUCAACAAAAAUGACCAAGGAGUCAAGCACGAAGGCUGUAUGCAGUAAUGGUCACGCCAACACGCCGAAUGGUCGUGCCGAUGAUGAGGGAGGUGGAGUUGCGACCCCACGCGUGUCCUACGCCGCCGCCACUAAGAAAGCCCUGUCACCUACUUCCAGUAAUGCGCCUUUACAAUUCCCGAAUAAUGAAGAAUGCCAGAAAUCUAAAAACAAGAACGAGAAAUCAACACAUGGAGAUUCCCAUGAUGCGACAAAAGUCAAUGGCGAGAAGACAAUAUCAAAUGAUAAUAUUUGUAAAAAAGAUAAAUUAGGUACCAAAGAACCAAUAACAAAUGGAACCAACACGACACAUGUCAAUGGUGAUCCACAAAAUAAUCCACAUUGUGAUAUUAGCAAUAAUAAUACUAAAAUAGUUUCUAAUGGUAUUUCUAACAGUGAUUUGGAUGAAACUAAUUCUAGUAAGUCGAAAGAAAAUAUUAUAUCGGAUGUAGUGCUAAACAAUUCAGAAAAUGGUAUUAAAAAAGAAGUCGAUAGCGCACUCGAAAAUUCGGGAAAUGAAUCAUCUGAAAAAUGUGGAAAUGACAAAAAAGAUAAAGAGGUAAAAGCGGAUACAGAUAAAGCCAACGGUGAAGCGCAAAAAGUGGUUAACGGUGAAAAGGAAAGGGAAUCGUCACCAAGUGAAGAUGGCGACGAGAAGAAAGGAGAUGCAGAGGUGGUGUUUAUUCAAGAUAUGGGAUUCACUGUCAAAAUUAUGAGCCCUGGCGCUGAACCGCUUGAUAUUCAGGUGUCAAGUAUGGAGCUGGUGCAAGAAAUCCAUCAAGUCCUAAUGGAUCGUGAAGAUACGUGCCAUCGCACCUGCUUUUCGCUUCAAUUAGAUGGCGUCACAUUGGAUAAUUUCGCUGAAUUGAAAAAUAUUGAAGGCUUGAAGGAUGGUUCUGUUAUUAAGGUCGUGGAAGAACCAUAUACAAUGCGCGAGGCUCGAAUCCACGUUCGCCACGUGAGAGAUCUAUUGAAGUCAAUAGACUAUGUGGAUUCUUAUGCUGGCCAGGAAUGCAGUUCUUUGGCAUUUUUAAAUGUUGUCACUCAGGGAGAUAUUUUAGAAAAGAAAAAAUCUCGACCUGAAAGUGUGGACUGUACGCCUCCAGACUAUAUAAUGCCAGGUUCGACCGAGAGGCCUUUGCUGCCCUUGCAUCCCGGACUCAACAAGGAAAACAAAGCCCCGCAGUGCCUUAAGGUUCUGACAACGUCAGGAUGGAAUCCCCCUCCCGGUCCUCGGAAGAUGUGUGGAGAUCUGCUUUAUCUCCAUGUGAUGACUCUCGAGGACAGGCAGUUCCACAUCACAGCCUGUCCCAGGGGAUUCUACUUAAACCAAUCCACCGAAGAAGUGUUCAACCCGCGUCCGUCCACGCCGUCCCUGCUGUGUCACUCGCUCAUAGAGCUGCUGAACAUCGUGUCUCCGGCGUUCAAGAGGAACUUCGCCCUCGUCCAGAAGAAGCGUAUGCAAAAGCACCCGUUCGAGAGAGUGGCCACGCCCUAUCAAGUGUACCAAUGGGCGUCGCCCAUGCUCGACCACACCGUUGAUGCCAUCCGUGCCGAGGAUACGUUCUCUUCUAAACUGGGAUACGAAGAGCACAUCCCGGGGCAGACUCGCGAUUGGAACGAAGAGCUGCAAACCACACGCGAAUUGCCUCGCGCCACUCUUCCCGAGAGAUUACUUCGCGAACGGGCCAUUUUCAAGGUGCAUAGCGACUUCGUAGCUGCAGCCACUCGAGGGGCGAUGGCGGUGGUGGACGGUAACGUGAUGGCCAUCAACCCGGGGGAAGAGCCGAAGAUGCAAAUGUUCAUAUGGAACAAUAUAUUCUUCUCUCUCGGAUUCGACGUCCGUGACCAUUACAAGGACCUCGGAGGAGACGCAGCCGCCUUUGUUGCGCCGCGCAAUGACCUGCAAGGGGUCCGCGUGUACAGCGCCGUGGACACCAACGGCCUCCACACGCUGGGCACCGUCGUGGUGGACUACCGAGGCUACAGGGUGACGGCGCAGUCCAUCAUUCCCGGUAUUCUGGAGAAGGAGCAAGAGCAGAGUGUUGUCUAUGGCAGCAUCGACUUCGGGACGACGGUCUUGUCGCACCCGAAGUAUAUGGAAUUGCUGAGCAAAGCCGGCCAGCAGUUGAAGAUCAUGCCGCACUCGGUGAUCAGCGCCAACGGCGACACGGUGGAACUCUGCUCGAGCGUGGAGUGCAAGGGCAUCAUCGGGAACGACGGACGACAUUACAUCCUCGACUUGCUGAGGACGUUCCCGCCGGACGUCAAUUUCCUGCAGUUGGACGAUGACGAACUGAGAGAGGACAUCAAGUCCAUGGGCUUCCCGAUCAUUCACAAGCACAAACUGUGUUGCCUCCGACAGGAGUUAGUCGAUAGUUUUGUCGAGGCUCGUUACUUUAUGUUCAUUCGUUACGCCGCGUUUCACUUGCAACAGCUGAGUGCGAAACGCAAAGCGACCGAACAGAAGUCGAUCGAAGCUAACGCUGAUAAGAAAGAGAAUGAGACUGAGAAAAAAGACGGCAAGGGCCAAGAGAAGGAGAAGAAAAAGGAUAAGAAGAAGAAAGAGGAAAAGGUAGAGAAGGCAGAGAAGGAGGAGAAGGAAACGGAGAAUAGUGAAGAGUUGCUGGAUGAGACAUUGUCGGAGAUCGAUACAGAUGUCGCGAAGAAGAUUGUCGAAAGUAUUACCGAUUCAUUUUCGGGUGGGGACAAACAGGAGAGUGACUCCGGUGAAAGAUCCCGGGCGGUGGUGGCGGCGGCUGCCCGCGCCGUGGCUUCACUCAAGGAAUCCGAGUUCGACGUUCGGUUCAACCCCGAUGUGUAUUCCGCGGGAAUCAAACACGCGGCUACGCCCGAACUGCUCGCUAAGCAGCGACAUCUGGUCAAGGAGGCUGCGGCUUUCCUGCUCACUACUCAGAUACCGGCAUUCGUGCGCGAGUGUCUGGAGCACUCCUCGGCCCCCAUGGACGGAGCGGGGCUGACGGAAGCCCUCCACGCCCGCGGCAUCAACGUGCGCUACUUGGGCCGAGUGACGAUGGCGCUUCGCCCCCACGCCUCGCUCGCCUACCUGCACUCCAUCGCCCUCGCCGAGCUCAUCCUGCGCGCCGCCAAGCACAUUUACACCACGUACCUGCAGGACUGCGAGGCAAUGUCGACGGGCGCGUGCGUGGCGCACUUCCUGAACUGCCUCGUGGGCGGCUGCCCCAGCCCCGCGCUGUCGCCCCCCGACUGCCCCUGCCCCCGCUCCACCCGCCCGCGGCGCCGCGCCCGCCACCGCCACCGCGCCGCCACGCCCUCGCCGGCGCCGCACUGGCACGCCCUCACGCCCGCGCACCUCUUCGCGCAGAUCCAGCAGGAGCUCAAGGCCUACUGGGGUUUCGAAUUAACCGCUGAAAGCAUGGACGCGGUCAUACAGAAAUAUGGAUUCCAAAAAAUAUCACUCCUCAGGUCGUUCGCCCUCAAAGUGGGACUCCAGAUAAUGCUCAAGGAAUACGACUUCGAUAACAGAAACAAGACGACCUUCACGUCGGCAGACAUCAUGAACAUAUUCCCGGUGGUGAAGCACAUCAACCCUAGGGCCUCGGACGCGUACAACUUCUACACCACCGGGCAGAACAAGAUCCAAGCCGGAGCCGUCUCCGAGGGCCACGAGCUGAUCGCCGAAGCCCUGAACCUGCUCAACAACGUGUACGGGGCCAUGCACGGGGAGAUUGCGCAAUGCCUUCGUAUGGUCGCCAGACUCUGCUACGUCACCGGCGAACACAGGGACGCCAUGGCCUAUCAGCAGAAGGCCGUCUUGAUGUCGGAGCGGGUCAACGGGAUCGAUCACCCUUACACCAUCACCGAAUAUUCCCACCUGGCCCUAUAUUGCUUCGCGAACGGGCAAGUGAGCACCGCCCUGAAGUUGCUCUACCGAGCUCGCUAUUUGGCCCUGCUCAUCUGCGGAGAGAACCACCCGGAGAUGGCGCUGCUCGAUAGCAACAUCGCCCUAAUCCUGCACGCGGUGGGCGAGUACGAGCUCUCGCUGCGCUUCGCGGAACGUGCGCUGCGGGUGACGAACGCGACGCACGGCGCCAAGUCCCUCAAAGCGGCCGUCGCCCGACAUCUCGUGGCUCGCACGCUCUCGUGCUUGGCCGACUUCAGGGCCGCGCUCGCGCACGAGAAGGAGACCUACACCAUUUACAAGACUCUGCUGGGCGAGAAGCACGAGAAGACGCGCGAGUCGUCCGAGUGCCUGCGCCACCUCACGCAGCAGGCCGUGGUCGUGCAGAAGCGCCUGGCGGAGCUCAAGCCGCUUCAGCACUCCCACCCGCAUCCUCCGCCCCUGCACGUGCAGCCCCCGGCCAUGGCCUCCGUCAUCGACAUGCUCAACCUCAUCAACGGCAUCCUCUUCGUGCAGAUCAGCCCUCAAGAAAUCGAGCAGUUCAAGGCAGAGAUAGAGAAGAGGCAGCUGAAGGACCUGCCCAUUCCGGGCCUCGACGAGCUCGCCGACGCGACUCCGGAGGCGAAGGCGUCCGACAGUUGAAUCGCCUUUCGUAGCAAUAACUCGGCUCGGUGAGAACCCCUGCGUCUGUUUAAUCCAUUUUAUUUGUGGCGACUCAAAAUCUUAUUCGUGAUAAGGUCGUGAUUGACUAUUUUUAAACCACAAUUUGUGGAUACAAAACUCACGUAUACGUUUUAUCAUAACGUAAACACAAUUUGAUAGUGCUUUAGUUGAAAGACUGCAGUCGAUUCAGCUUUUUAAAUAUGAAUGGCAAGUUUGAGGGUAUUUCGCUAAUGAAAAUCUUGAUAAUCCGGCAAUUUCGGUUUAAACGUAAAGGAACGUGUUCGUUCCCGAUGCUAUGUAGAAAUCCGAGUUGAGUUACUGUUGACGAUGUGGGAUAGCGGUGGACUCUGCGAUUAGUGUGGUUCACAGUUAAUUUUAACUCUAUAUUUUAUAUUGCUUUGAGGCUCGAAUUGUUGCAUCCCGGGCGAGUGUCGGGACGAGAUUCAUCGACUUCACGACUACCGCGAUUGUUGAAAAUUGCACUUUGGACAUGAAAAUGUCCUAUUUUAAGCGACAUGCGUUUCGUUCAAUCGAUUGAAAUCAUCAGUGUGCAAUAUUUAUUUUGUUUAUUCGAUGAAACUUGUAAUUUCACGUUUGAUAGGGAUUGUGAGGGAACGACUGUUUUUUUAAUAUGCGGUGUGAAUGCGAAAGUAUGGCUCAUGGAUGGUGAUUGUUAUCAGUAUUCGCAUGCAGGCUUUUGAAAAUACUGUAGACUCAAUGUGACGAUCUGAAAAACAUAUUUUUGUAAUUCAAAAUAAACGCCCUUCUCGAUUGAGUUAUAUUUUUAAUGAAUUUUGGCCAAAGAUCGAUCGAUUCCCGUAUUUACGAACAGUGUGAGGCAAUCGAACAGAGAUGAAUUCGAGUCCUCGAGCGCAAGCAAUUGACGAUAUUGUUCCUUAUUAUCUAUGAAUGUAUGCCGUAGUGAAUAGUGUGCUAAGGUUUGAUGUAGAUUUUUUUGUUAGACAAAUUUUGAGAAAAUUAAUUUGAUCAAAUAUAAUUAAGUGUUAUUUUGUAAAUCGCAUUGUGCAAUAGUGUCGACGCACGAGCGUUAGAUUCGGUCUGUUCGGCAAUAGCCUCCUCGCAGUCACUGACACACAGUAGUGCAAUUUUCUGUAGUGAUAAUAGCAAUAAGUUUCGGUUGUGAUCCCGAGAAAGUGCGCGUCGCUGUAACGCUACCCGGUACUGGUGCUACUGCCAAAAUAUCACACGUCCGAGGGCGCGUGGCCGCGUCCUACCCUCUUUUUGCGAUAACAUUGCUUUUAUAUUCAUCGUUGCCACUUUGUUUACCUCACCUAUUUGAUGGGAAACCAAAAUUUACAGCAAAAAUUACUAUUACGGUAAACUUAAAAUUGAUGCCAUCAAGUAAGUCAGCUCAUAGCUUAAUGUAGGGUAGUGUUGCGGCCACGAACUUGGAUCAUUACAUAUAAUUAAUAAAUUGUUAUCACCGAGCGAUGGUAUUUGUUUUUUUGGGGAAGUGUGGAUGCCGAUAGUUGGUAGAGAAUCGAUUAUAUUGUAAUUGAAAUGUAACCGAUGAAAGUUUUGUCGCCGAGUGGGGUGAUCACGCGGCGAGCACCAAACAAAUACUGCCUUAACAAUUCGUUUAGUUCCGAUAUUAGCGUAGUUAGUGCCAUACGUGUAGUGAGAAUAAGUUUUUUAUUAAUAUUUCUGUUAGUCUGUGAUAUGGUGUAAUCGUCGAGUGACUCGCCUUAACGAAGCGAUGGAGCUUUUCGCUCGUGAUUGAUACGCUUUACUACGUUAAAUUAAUCGAUUAAAGGUCUAUAAUAUGUAUUCGUGUGCUGUGACAAAUAUAAUGUAUCACAACAAUAUGUAGAAUUUUAAUGAAUUUCAUGCUUCGUGUGUGCAGCACAAAACUGGUCAUCAAUUAAACGAAAUGGUUUGUUUUAUAUUAAUUUUAAUUUGUUAUACACAAAUGGUUGUUAUUUUAUAAUAUAUUUGUUUCUCUUGCGUUUGAGACUCUGCCAACUGCGUUGUGUAAUUCUUGUCGUAACGGAGGAAGGUUCGAAGCUAUAGCGAUGCGCAUCGUGUGGUGUCCGCAGUUGAGUGGUCUUAGAUUAGCUGGUUCCGAAGAUAGGUGUAAGGAGUUGUCGUUACGUGCCUAAACUUACAAUAAUCUUGUUGUUGUUACAUUUCUUUAACAAUAUGACGAUCAUGUAAAUACGAACAACGCUGUUCGUACUCAAUAAAAUUCGUUUUUAAAUUAA